CUUCUCUGUUUUCGUCGUCCCUCACCUGGCAGGGCGGCACUCAUUGACUCCUCUAGUCAUUCUCUUCCCCUCUCGCGCCCUGCUUCUUGUAUGAUCUGUGCUGCCGAUUUCAGGCGACCGGUCGUCGCUCUCGAAGUGUCUCAGGAUAUAUGAAGACAACUGUAGAUGGAGGAGAUGUGCAAAGAACUAGAGUUAAGCUCAUCGUCAGCCGGGGUGUAUGUGUUGCCUGGAGAACCAGCUAUAGUAAUUAAUGGGGUGCCAAAGUUGAACUCUAGCAAUGGCCCUCCUGCCUUUUCUGAUACCAAGCAUGAGGCGAAGUCACCCGGAUUCCAAGGUUUCGGUGAAUGGAUGGAAGGGAGAGAAGUUUGGAAACUGUUUGAAGGGCAAUAUUUUUCUGGUACUGUUGUGCAGUUUGAUAAGGAAACCGGCUGGUACAGGGUAGUCUACGAAGACGGCGACUCCGAAGAUCUUGAGUGGCAUGAGCUGGAAGAUAUUCUACUUCCUCUGGACAUCACGGUUCCUCUGAAAUCCUUGGCACUAAAAGUCGUCAGGAAAGGCCCGAAAUCCACUAACAAGGACCAAAGGAACUUGAUGCCAUAUAAAAAAGGCAAGGCGGCUAAUUCGGGAACAAGGUGAAGAUAAGUGUGGGAGGUCGAGGAAGCUGGCCGAUGGAUUCAUACAUUUUGAGUGCAGACGCUGAGCACCGUGGAUUGGCCAAAGGAUGGUAAAAGUACCCUAGGAAUAUGAACGAACCAUGUAUGAUUUUGUGCCCCAGUUAUUUCGCUCCCCAUCUUAGGUGCCAUGUUGCUUCAAAUCUCGUCUUUGUUAAUUUGAUAUGCACAGUUACUACACUCGAUCUCAACCAGAAGGCCGAGAAAGGUAUUUGCACGUCUUUCUUCUCUUUGCUGAGGAUCACCCAAGUGAAAAGGCGCCUUAAAAAAAUUUACCCACUUGUGGAUUUGUCUUCUCUUUAUUUAGGUAUGCUUUGCUAGGGUAUUCUUGCGGGCUUGUCUUGAGGUGUAUCUAUCAUUCAAAUCAAUGGAUUAUGCACUAAGAGGCAGGUCAUCUCAGCACUUUAUUUCUUUAA
Molecule: messenger RNA, 1087 nt
Organism: Eucalyptus grandis
Lineage: Eukaryota; Viridiplantae; Streptophyta; Magnoliopsida; Myrtales; Myrtaceae
Product: dirigent protein 17-like
Exons: 2
Coding region: 166-636 (156 amino acids)
Source: RefSeq, a predicted model, not a curated record